Lycium barbarum (goji berry) is the source of this 1243-nucleotide messenger RNA. RefSeq lists its product as uncharacterized. The transcript is spliced from 3 exons. The coding region runs from base 492 to 1160 and encodes 222 amino acids. The record is from RefSeq and is a predicted model, not a curated record. NCBI's taxonomy places the organism in Eukaryota, Viridiplantae, Streptophyta, Magnoliopsida, Solanales, Solanaceae.
AUUGCACAUAACGACACCCAAUUAAUCCCUAAACCUACAAUACCUGUUUUAUCAUAAAAAUUGGAUUGAAAGUUUUUGGGCGAAUCAAAUUUAUCUUGAGAAAUUGUUUAAGCCAAAAACUAAGACCAAACACAAAAAAAAAAAAAAAUAUAUAUAUAUAUAUAUAUAUAUAUAUAGAAAAAUUCACAACGUUAAGGAGCAUGUGGUUAUUUAGCAAAACAUUUGGGGGACAGAGAAAGAUAAUGAAACCUGCAAUUUCCAAGAAGCUUCCCGCGAUAUCCUGAGAGUACAAACUACCAACUGAAAUGAUUUCAUUCAGCAUGUCACCCAAAUAUACUAUCAUUAUCAAUAAACUCUCUCCAUAUUGUUACGUAAUAUAUCUAGCUAAACAUACAUAUAUAUCUCAAUUCUCAAUAUAUAUCAAUCAUCAUACAAAAAUUGAGAUUUUCUUAAACCUGGGGCUAGAAUCUUGAAUUGAGAUUCUUUUAGAAAUGAGAUUUCCACCAAGACUAGCCGAAGCACAUACAAAUUCGAAAAUCCUUUCAAAAACAUCAGAUAAAAUUGAAACGAUACAAAGAAAAUUAGAGCAUUCAAUGCAAAAGUGCGGAGCCAGCAUAGAUGUUCAGGCUGGAAAUGUGAAGAUAUUUAGUCAAGAGAAGCAAAAGAAGCUAAAGAAGUUGUUGAUGAAUGUGAAUAUACAGAACAGUUUGGGGCCGUUACAUGUCGUGAUGUCGUCGGAGAACACUGUCGGGGACUUUAUAAAGGCUGUGAUUGAGAUUUACUUGAAGGAGAAACGGCGGCCAUUGUUACCUAGUAGUGAUGCUCGGUGUUACGAGCUUCAUUAUUCCCAGUUUAGUUUGGACACCGAGGGUCGUCCGGAAACAGCCUCCCUACCUAAGGUAGGGGUAAGGUCUGCGUACACUCUACCCUCCCCAGACCCCAAGUUGUGGGAUUCACUGGGCUUGAAGCCAGAAGAGAAGUUGCUGAAUUUGGAGUCUCGAAGUUUCUUUCUAUGUCCAAAACCAAAUUCAUCUUUCAUGGACAAAGCAAAGGCCACUGCAAAGCUUCCAGUCAUUUUGGCAAAGUUCAUGGAUCUCUUCAUACAAAUUGUCAUAAACCUAAGUAGUUUUUGGCCAAAAUGUCACCCUCACUGGCUUUAAGCAUUAUUUGAACAAACCAUGAUCGCAACCAAUAAUAUUUUCCACACCAUGUGCAUUUGACACUAUAUAUAUUGUUCUCUUUA